CCCGCACGGCGCGGCGGCGGGCAGGUAUGUGGGCCGCGGUCCCUCUCCUGCCGCUGCUGCUGCUGCCGCUGCUGCUCCUAGCGCGGCGGCGGCGGCGGGAGGCGGCUGCACUGGAGCCGGCCGGCCGGGCCGUGCUCAUCACCGGCUGCGACAGCGGCUUCGGGCACCUGCUGGCGCUGCGCCUGCACCGCCUCGGCUUCACCGUGUUCGCCGGCUGCCUCUGCCCCGGCGGCGAGGGGGCGCGGCGGCUGCAGCGGGAGGCGGCGGCGGACGCCGGGCGGAUGCGCGUCCUGCGGCUCGAUGUCACCCGCGGCCGCGACGUGCUGGCCGCCAAGGAGCUGGUGCUCAGACACCUGCCCGACACAGGUUUUUGGGGGCUCGUGAACAAUGCAGGAAUCUCCACAUUUGGUGAGACAGGAUGGCUGUCAAUGGAGAAAUAUGAGAAGUUUGCGGAUGUGAAUCUUCUUGGGAGCAUCAGGACAACCCUGGCAUUUCUUCCUCUUCUGAGGAAAUACAAGGGACGCAUUGUUUUCAUGUCCAGCAUUAUUGCCUAUUUUACUCUGGGAAAUGGCAUUUAUUCUAUGACCAAAGCAGCUAUUGAAAAAUUUUGUGAUGCACUAAGACUGGAAAUGAAGAAGUUUGGUGUCCAGGUCUGUAUUAUUCAGCCGGGAAAUUACGCACGAUCUACAAAAAUUCAGCCCCCAGUCAGUGCGGAACAGAUCUGGAGUGAACUCAGCGAAGAGGAAAAGGCAGUUUACAAUAAGGAAUACGUUCAGGAGCGGGCAGACUUUUUCAACAACAUUCUCAGCAAAGGAAGCACAAACGGCAACGAGGUUGUAGAUGCUAUGGUAGAUGCUCUCAUGUCUCCUGCACCCAAGGCACGUUACAUGGUAGCAAAGCUUAAGGAAAAAGCACUGGUGUUUGUAUGUGCUUUAUUCCCAACUGUUGUGAUGGAUUCUGUUUUGUCUUAUGCACUGAGUAAAGUAAAACUUGCAUAGCGGACUUUGUUACUGUUCAAUGACUCAGGCAAUUUGUUAUAACAAACUGUCAAAGCAAGUGCUCUGUGUAAUGCCCCCAGAAACAGCAUCAUAACAUCACUUAAAUGACAGGAACUUUGGAGGGUCUCCCUACCCAGAACUGUCACUUGUUCACAGAGGAAUACAUCACACAUUUACCCAGCAACCAUAUUUCUCUCUGUAUGGUGGAAAUAAUACAAGUAUGGCAUUGUAUGGUUGAAAUAAUACAAGUUUAACGUACAGUUGGAAUACUACAAACAUAGAAAUAAAUAGCCAGAAGGUAACUAAGGAAAAGAACUUACCAACUCUGAGGCCUUCAAGAUAGGUGCUCACCAAUGUUGUGGCUCACCACACAAACUCAACAAAGAAACAAUCUCCAGAAAGAAAUGCUCCCUUAGUGGUGGUCAGCUCUUAAAUGGGGUCUGGGAGAGGUAGAGUCAAGCACCACCCCCUUCCAGGAGCAAAACUGAAUUACCUUCACCUGUGCUCCCACAGCUGACUUACCACUUGCCUCAGAUGGUUAAUCAGAGGUUCAGGCUGUGAUCAACAGUUUCCCUUACACUCUCAUGGAAAAAGAUUAGGCCACUUAUGCUGCUCUAGGUAUUGCCUAGAAAAUGUAACGCAGCUUUUCUUAAUGCAGUACCAAAUUAUGGCGUUAGAGACAUGACAGAGACAAAAUGGAGUGUAUCCUAGAGGGCAACUGCAUCUGAAAUCGUUAUGACAGUGGUGAAAAUACCUUAUUUGUAGGAACCUGAAUAGUAAUUUAUUAGAAGUGAUGGGCAGAAGUUAAUGGAAAAGUUAGGCACGACUAACAGAUUCUGAAAUACUUUCAAUGGAGGUAAGUAGCUUCAGAAAGUUAGGAAGAGCUACACAUGAGUAAUAAAGUUGUGUUUGUACCAAUAGAAACAGUAGCUUGGGUAACUACAGCUCAGUACUUUUUCUGGUGUUAUGGAUAAACAUGUAACAAAGCAUAUGUAUACGGACACUGAAAAAUAAGUAACACAUUUCAUUUACAACUGAAUAUUAAAUUCUAAAUAAACUCUAUUUAUCUAA
Coturnix japonica (Japanese quail) is the source of this 2069-nucleotide messenger RNA. Its product is annotated as D-beta-hydroxybutyrate dehydrogenase, mitochondrial-like. Gene Ontology annotation, cellular component: intracellular membrane-bounded organelle. Lineage: Eukaryota; Metazoa; Chordata; Aves; Galliformes; Phasianidae. The record is from RefSeq and is a predicted model, not a curated record.